GGGGACCGUGAUGGAAGGCGCCCUGAGUGUCCGCCAGGUAAUAAAUGAAGGGGAUUCAAGUCUUGCCACCAACUUACAGGAGGAAGUAGAGGAAAAUCCUAGUACAAUUGUGGAUGAGAAUAAUACAGUGUCAGCUAAAAAACAGGGACCAAAUUUACAUAACUGGAGUGGUGACUGGAGCUUUUGGAUUUCAAGUUCCACCUAUAAAGGCAGGAAUGAGGAAUACAAAAGACAGUUUACACAUCUGCCUGAUACAGAGAAGCUGAUAGCAGAUUAUGCUUGUGCUCUUCAGAGGGACAUUUUGCUUCAGGGACGACUAUACCUUUCAGAAAACUGGCUGUGUUUCUAUAGCAACAUCUUCAGAUGGGAAACUACAAUUUCUAUUGCUUUAAAGAAUAUAACCUUCAUGACCAAGGAGAAAACUGCUCGACUCAUUCCAAAUGCUAUCCAGAUCAUUACAGAGGGAGAAAAGUUUUUCUUUACAUCUUUUGUUGCCAGGGAUAGAAGUUACCUCAGUAUCUUUAGGUUGUGGCAGAACGUAUUAUUAGAUAAGAGCCUGUCUCGACAGGAAUUCUGGCAGCUGCUCCAGCAGAACUAUGGCACUGAGCUAGGCUUAAAUGCUGAAGAGAUGGAAAACUUGUCACUGUCGAUCGAGGAUAAUGUGCAGCCAAGAAGCCCAGAAAGGAGCAGCUUGGAUGACUCUGGGAAGAGAGAUGAAACAUUAUCCAAGUCAGUCAGUUUUACCCGUCAAUCAAUUAGUCGAGUUUCUGAAACAGAGUCACUCGAUGGAAAUUCAUCAAAAGGAGGGCUAGGGAAGGAGGAGCCCCAAAGUGAGAAACAAAUCAAAGAGAGUGCUUUACCAACUUCAGAAAAGAGGUUAAGUAGAGUGCCAUCAAAAUCACUGGACUUGAAUAAAAAUGAAUAUCUUUCUCUGGACAAAAGCAGCACUUCAGAUUCUGUUGAUGAAGAAAAUAUACCUGAGAAAGAUCUUCAUGGAAGACUUUAUAUCAACCGUGUUUUUCAUAUCAGUGCUGAGAGAAUGUUUGAGUUGCUCUUCACCAGUUCAUGCUUUAUGCAGAGAUUUACCAGUUCUAGAAAUAUAAUAGAUGUGGUGUCUACCCCUUGGACUGCAGAACCUGGAGGUGAUCAACUGAGAACCAUGACCUACACUAUAGUCCUUAAUAAUCCACUUAUUGGAAAAUGCACUGCUGCCACUGAAAAGCAGACACUGCAUAGAGAGAGUCGGGAAGCACAAUUUUAUUUGGUAGAUUCGGAAGUACUGACACAUGAUGUCCCCUACCAUGAUUACUUCUACACCCUGAACAGAUACUGUAUCAUCCGAUCUUCAAAACAGAAAUGCAGGCUAAGAGUUUCCACAGAUUUGAAAUACAGAAAACAGCCAUGGGGUUUUAUCAAAUCUUUUAUUGAGAAGAAUUCCUGGAGUUCAUUGGAUGACUAUUUCAAACAGCUUGAAUCAGAUUUGUUAAUGGAAGAAUCUAUGUUAAAUCAGUCCGUUGAGGACCCUGGAAAACUUAGUGGCCUCCGAAGAAGAAGGCGAACAUUCAACCGCACAGCAGAAACAGUUCCUAAACUUUUUUCCCAGCACUCUCAUGGAGAUGUGGGCUUAGAGACCAAAGGCAAUAUUAAAGGAAAGAAAAAGGAAGUGAAAAGCUAUAACACAACUCUUAUUAUGGUGAUGAGUAUUUUUUUGCUGUUACUGGUUUUAUUGAAUGUGACACUGUUUUUGAAGCUGUCAAAGAUAGAAUAUGCUGCUCAGUCCUUUUACCGUCUCCACCUCCAAGAAGAGAAAUCUUUAAAUUUACCCUCUGAUAUGGUGUCAAGAGCAGAAAAUACUCAGAAGAACAAAGAUCAGGCCUGUCAUUUAAAAUUAGUGCUCCGAAACUCCAUAGCGAUGCUCGAACAGCUGAAGACCUCACUCAUUAUGCUUCAGAAAACCUUUGAUCUACUAAAUAAGAAUAAGACUGGCAUGGCUGUUGAAAGCUAA
Messenger RNA from Cynocephalus volans (Philippine flying lemur), 2005 nucleotides. RefSeq names its product GRAM domain containing 1C (gene GRAMD1C). The coding region runs from base 11 to 2005 and encodes 664 amino acids. Gene Ontology annotation, molecular function: cholesterol binding; cholesterol transfer activity. Gene Ontology annotation, biological process: intracellular sterol transport. Lineage: Eukaryota; Metazoa; Chordata; Mammalia; Dermoptera; Cynocephalidae. The transcript is spliced from 18 exons. Gene Ontology annotation, cellular component: endoplasmic reticulum membrane; plasma membrane; endoplasmic reticulum-plasma membrane contact site. The record is from RefSeq and is a predicted model, not a curated record.